CCUUCAUGUUUCAAUUUUUGUAAUUUUCUUAAAAUACGUAAUAUCAAGUGAGUUUCAUAUUUUUAAAAUUUCUUAUACGAAAUGAAAAAUAAUUUUACUUAAGUUUAGGAUGAAAAACUUUAUUUUGAAAAACUAUGUAUUGUAUAUUUUUAUAAUUAUUCAAGUGGAUUAGAUGAAAUUCGGGUUGAGUCGGUCGGGUUACGGGUUAGUCGGGUUCUGGUCAAUCGGGUUGCGGGUUAGUCGGGUUGCGAGUCAAUCGGGUUCGGGUUAAUCGGGUUACAGGUCAAUCGGGUUGCGGGUCGAGCGGGUUACGAGUUGUUGACUUUUAGUCAAUUCGGAUUGCUGUCGGGUUGCGGAUCGGAUUGAUCGGGCGGGUUAAUAGGGUCGGGCUAUGUUUUGACACCAUCUCGAGUGCACAGGCACACCGAGUAAGUGGGGUACAGCUAGCUACCUGAUCCAUUCAAUUCAAGCGUGCUCAGGUCAGCUCGCUUUAUAUCCCCACUGGUCAAAAUCAGACAACCCAUCAUAUUCCCAAAGAUGAAAGACCCCUCCUCAAAUAAACACCAAACAGAAAUGGGAUUUUGAUUAAACAAAGUUGCAAAAAAGGGGCCACUAAUUCAACCAUCAUUCUUCUCCCCCCACUCCACCCCCGCAAGGCCGCAAUUACAGUGCAGACACAAAUGAACCAUCAACUGCAGCAGCAGCAACACCAACACCUCCUACUCCCGCCGCCAUGUCCGCCGCCGCCUCCCACCACCACCUCCUCCUCCUCUCCAUCCUUCUCCUGAAACUACUCACCCCACCCGCCGCCGUCGCCCAGAACAACACCACCGAACCUUGCCCGCUCGAUUUCUCCGUCCUCCGCAACCUCGUCCAGAACGCAAGAAUCCCCACCGUCGACCGCACCCAGGCCUGCCAGUACCUCCGCCAGGGCCUUCGCCUCGUCCAGUCCGACUACCUCCGCCGGACCAACGAUUUCCUCCCGCCGCUCUCCUCCGCCGAAUCCUGCUGGCGCUCUUACCAGCGCCUCGUCGACGACUUCCUCCCCAUCCCCAACUUCGACGCCCGCUCCUCCUGCGGCUUCCAGACCAGCUGGAUCUCGCAGGGGUGCCUCAACAUCACCACGAGGCAGGACUUCGAGUCCCAGAUCUCGGCAUCCGAGCUCGCCAAUAUCAUCUCCAAUUGCAAUCAGUCGCUGGAGAACCGAUCCCCUUGCGGCACCUGCGUCUCGGCUUUGACGACCAACGUCCACAGUUUCAACGGGACUUCCAUCGGUCAGAUCUCCGAUUGCCCUGCUUAUCCUUUAAUCUACGCCGCUUCGAUUGUCAAUUCCCUCGGCCCUACCGAUAGCGGCACCGCCAGUUGCUUGUUCUUGCUCGAUUUCACUUCCAACGCUUCCAAUUCCAGCAAAAACUCGAACAAAACCCUAAUCCCGGCCGUUGCCGGUGGAUGUGCCGGAGGGUUGCUGAUUCUUGGAUUAGGGAUCUGGCUGGGGAGGAGGAAAUGGAAGAAGAAAAAGAAGCAGGAGGUGGAGGAGAAGGAGGAACUGGAAAUGGGGUUGGAUGCGGGGCUUGUGAAGUUCAAAUACGAGGAAAUCAAAACGGCGACCAAGAAUUUCGUUGUGCAGAACCUUGUAGGGAAAGGAGGGUUCGGAAACGUAUACAGAGGUGUAUUCCCCGACGGCUCCGAAAUCGCGGUGAAGAGGUUCAAGAACUGUUCCGCUUCAGGGGACGAAAGCUUCGCGCACGAGGUGGCGGUGAUUGCGAGCAUACGCCACGUGAAUUUGGUAGCUCUGAAGGGCUACUGUAUCGCCACCACUCCGGCAGAAGGUCACCAGAGGAUGAUCAUCUGCGAGUUACUCAAGCACGGGAGCCUCCACGACCACUUGUUCGACGACGGGGGCGGCGGCAAUUCGAAGCUCAGCUGGCCGAUUCGACGGAAGAUCGCACUGGGCACGGCCAGAGGGCUGGCUUACCUGCACACGGGAGCUCAGCCGACGAUCAUCCACCGUGACAUCAAGGCCAGCAACAUUCUCCUGGACGACGAUUUCGAAGCCAAAGUGGCGGAUUUCGGGCUAGCGAAAUCGAACCCGGAAGGGGUUUCCCAUCUCAGCACCCGCGUGGCUGGGACGUGGGGGUAUCUGGCACCCGAGUACGCGCUGUACGGGCAGCUGACGGAGAGGAGCGACGUGUAUAGCUACGGCGUGGUGCUCCUCGAGCUUCUGAGCGGGAAGAAGGCGAUGCUGAGGAGCGGCGAAGACGAGGAGAGCCAGAACCAGCCGCGGCUGCUGGCGGAUUGGGCUUGGGGGCUGGCGAGGGAAGGGAGAGCGUUGGAUGUGGUGGAGGACGGUAUGCCGGAGCUCGGUGGAGCUGAUGAGUUGGAGAGAUAUGUGAUGGUUGGGAUUCUCUGUUCGCACACGGAGCUGCACGCUAGGCCGACGAUGGAGCAGGUGGUGAAGAUGUUGGAAGCAGAUAUGGUGGUUCCUGAGAUCCCGGCUCGGCCGACGUUUAUGGUGAACCCGUUGGAUGUUGGGGACAAGUCGAUGGACAGCAUGGGGUUUUCUUCUGGUUACGAUCGACCAUAUGAGAGUAGAGCUCGGAGACUGAAAGAAGAUGAGUCCGACUCUGUAACUUCAGAAUCGUCGUAGCGGCGGCGCUAAAUCACCACCACUGCUACAAAUAUGUCGGGAGAGAAUUGACAGUUACCUCUCCGUAGUCCGUAUGUAUGUAAAUGAGGGUUUUAUUUUUCUUCUGUAAUGUGAGGUCCUUGAGGUGAAAUAUGUGAAGUACACUCGGAUUUUUUUCAUUCAUUGAUAAAAUUGGUUUGCCGCAGAAUCUUUUGUCGUUAUUGGAAAGUGUAUGCAUAAUGCAUACGUCUCAUAUUGUAUGUUUCAGUUUCAGGCAGUCUAGAAGGGAUGUUCGACAUUGCCAUUGGUGGCAAAGGUCCAGGCCACAAAUUACUAAAUUAGUUAGACUAAAUUCAUAAACUAAUAACAACCGUACUAGAAACCAACCAUCAACAAUCCGUAAGACAAACAGAUGAAUAAAUGUCAUUUCAAUGA
Linum trigynum is the source of this 3061-nucleotide messenger RNA. The record is from the annotation of a GenBank genome assembly. NCBI's taxonomy places the organism in Eukaryota, Viridiplantae, Streptophyta, Magnoliopsida, Malpighiales, Linaceae.